CUCCAAGACAAUUGAUACCCCUGAAAAAACCGAAGACCUAUUCAUAAUAAUAUGGAAUUAAAUUAACUUUCGCUUUCUUAUCCUGCCUUGAGCUUCAUUCUCCCCUUCAACCCAUUCCCAGCCGAUACCAACGAUCCUUCACCUUGUUACUCGAACCGAACCUUCAAUUCCAAAGUCCCGACAAGUUAACAACAACAUAAAUUCCCACCGACAAAGAUGGCAGAGCCACCGGCAAAGCGUGCUCGUCGCGUGGACAGCUCGACGAUGUGGGAUAUGAAUGAUAAAGAAGCCCGCCCGGAUGAAGCAGCCUCAGACUUCGACAGGAGCCCAAGGCGUGAAGGAUAUUCAAAGGAGGAUGGACGACGUGACGGUCCUCGUGACGAUAGAAGAUAUCGCUCUCGCUCGAGAGAUCGAAGGGACAGGCGGCGCGACAGAAGUUGGUCCAGGGACCGUCGGGAUCGCGACCGCGAUCGAAAGGACAGGGACAGAGACGAGCGUGGGACCAGAGACAGACGAAGCAUUAGUCGCGACAGACACUAUGAAAGACGAGGUUACCCCUCAAAAGGCGACAGAUACCGAGAUCGAUCUCGAUCUCCUGUUCGCAACGGCAACAGAGAUAGAUCCCGGACACCGCCAGUGCGAGGCCCUAGGGGUGACCGCAGAAACGAUCGCAGGGAUUACCGGAACCAGGCAAAUGGUGUAUCAGACUCCAAGAUGUCAAGUCGGCCUCGAGAUGGAAUGGACAUAGACACCGAUGACCCUGUCGCGGAGGACGAUGUCGAAGAGAUGAUGCGCCGGAGUAUGGGUUUCAGCAGAUUCCGAAGCACAAAAAACACCAAGGUGCCAGGCAACAAUGUCUAUGGCGUGCGGAAGGAGAAGAAGACGGAAUACCGACAGUACAUGAACCGUAUAGGAGGAUUCAACAGACCACUCAGUCCUUCACGGUGAAAGAGAACAUGCACAUUGCAACUAUACCAAACUUACAUCGCCAUCUCUUCUUUUUCUUCUUCUAUCUUUUC
Molecule: messenger RNA, 1019 nt
Organism: Aspergillus steynii IBT 23096
Lineage: Eukaryota; Fungi; Ascomycota; Eurotiomycetes; Eurotiales; Aspergillaceae
Product: SNUT3/LISCH7 family protein
Exons: 2
Coding region: 217-948 (243 amino acids)
Biological process (GO): RNA splicing
Cellular component (GO): precatalytic spliceosome
Source: RefSeq, a predicted model, not a curated record